This is a messenger RNA of Acanthaster planci (crown-of-thorns starfish), 866 nucleotides long. RefSeq lists its product as uncharacterized. Lineage: Eukaryota; Metazoa; Echinodermata; Asteroidea; Valvatida; Acanthasteridae. The record is from RefSeq and is a predicted model, not a curated record.
GAUGAGGAGACUGUAGCCGAUCAAGAAAUGGAUGUUAGCGACAUCCCUGAGCCAACAGUGAGGAAAAAGCAGCCAAGAAAGAAGUCGGUGAAAGCGAAAGGCCUCCAGCCAAUGUCGGACAAUGAUCCCAACCCUCCAUCCGUGUACCAGCCAGACUACCCUCCAGAUGAAGACGGAUGGACUAGAGCCCUGAGCGACCGCAACAUCCACCACUUCAGAGGGCCAGCACCACCCGGCCCUACAUUCCAUCGGGGGGUAUCACCCCUCCACUACUUCCUCAGGUUUUUCCCACUCAUGCUGUUGGCCAAAAUGGUGGACUGGACAAACCAGAAGCUGCGUACAGCUGGCCAAAAACUGACAUCCCUAGCUGAGAUGAGAGCGUUCAUUGGCAUGCAACUUCUAAUGGGCAUUGUGAAGGUGUCCAGCUACCAACACUACUGGUCUACCCAUCCUGGCCUUCACAGCAAGCUAAUCAGCACAACCAUGACCAGGAAUCGGUUCGAUCAGCUAAAUCAAUCCUGGAGCUGCAACGAUCCUGGGAAACACCCACAGAAAAUACAAGACAAAGGGCGCCGCUUCAUGUACAUGAAGGCCAAUCCCUUGUACCUGUUACAACCCAUAUGGGAUGAGGUCAGGAAGCGAUGCCUACAAAAGUACUAUCCACGAAAUGGUCUUUUGAUUGACGAAGCCAUGAUCAAGUAUCGUGCCAAUGUAAAGAAAUUCUAUACGCCACUUAAGCCUAUAAGAGCUGGCUUCAAGGUCUAUCCUUUGGCAGAAGCAUCCACCGGCUUCAUGAUAAAUUUCAAAGUGCAUCCCUCGGAGAAACUACCAUGUCAGGGAUAGUGACCUCCCUCAUGAAGCACCAC